Messenger RNA from Protopolystoma xenopodis, 270 nucleotides. The record is from the annotation of a GenBank genome assembly. NCBI's taxonomy places the organism in Eukaryota, Metazoa, Platyhelminthes, Monogenea, Polystomatidea, Polystomatidae.
AUGCAUAUUGGCGAGUUGUGUUUAUGUUUUUUUGAUUCGCCGCUCUCUUUAAUCCAUGCAUCGCACAUGACUUCUGAGUACGUAGCCAGUCUUGACGAUGAUGGCGUUCGCUACGAACUCGAGCGCCUUGGCUAUUCGGCUCCUCCUAUUGCUGAUGCCGUUAUGAGUAAGAUUCUUCGAAGAAAGUUGUUAAGACUUAUUGAUCCAUCUGCCGUUAUCGAUGACGUCAGGCACUACCAAAAUCCGCUCGAAACUUCCUUUCGCUGCUAA